UUGGCACUUCGUCUAAUGGAGAAGGAGCAACUCCAGAAAGAGGAUCUAGUGGAACUGUUAGGCAAACGACCGUUCAAAGAGAAGGGGACUUACGAAGAGCUAGUUGGCUCAGGUAUGCUACCUUAUCAGUGGAUACUCUACUCUCGCCUAACAACAUUAUUUAACCGUUUUAUUUUAUUUACUUUUUAUGAUUCGCACAUUUUCUAUUUUUCUCGUUUUAUCUAUGCCACAGGGCCUCUCGACGAAGAUACCGAGCUACCGAUCGGACUGCGCGAUUGGAAUAAGGAGACCGAAGAGGAGCGUAAUAAGCGAAAGGAAGCUGAGGCCAAUGAGAAACCUGAUAGCGAUAAGAUUUCUGAAACUAGCAAUAACAAGGACUCCUCGAAAAAGAGUCCUGACGCUGAUUCAUCGAAAUUGCCAUUUGAACGCGAGGUGAAAAAUUUAUGGAAAGAUAUCGACAAGAAAGCGCCAUAA
Molecule: messenger RNA, 474 nt
Organism: Protopolystoma xenopodis
Lineage: Eukaryota; Metazoa; Platyhelminthes; Monogenea; Polystomatidea; Polystomatidae
Source: the annotation of a GenBank genome assembly